GGUUCAUUAGGACAUACUCCUCAUAGAACAAAACAUCUUUGUAAAGAAUGAAGGGGUUUCUUCUUCUCCUUGCUCUUUUCGGCAUCUGCAAUGCACAGUCCCGACUAGGCUCAUACAAUAUUGACAGCACAAUAUCAGUGUCUGGUAUUUCCUCUGGAGCAUACAUGGCAAACCAAUUCCAUGUUGCACAAUCCAAGAAAGUUAUUGGAGCCGCCUUGUUUGCUGGAGGACCCUAUUAUUGUGCAUCUGGAAGCAUGUUGACAGCAACAAAUGCAUGCAUGAAAUUACCUUCAAGCAUCAAUGUUAACUCUCUUAAAUCACAAACCCAGAGUUAUGCCAACAGUGGCCUGAUUGAUCCUGUAUCAAACCUUGCAAAUUCUAAGGUGUUCAUCUUUUCAGGCAGUAGAGAUACAGUUGUAGUUCCAGGGGUGGUGAAAAAACUGGAGGAAUAUUACUUAUCCUAUGUGAACUCUGGAAACAUUCGGGCUGUGUAUGAUAUCCCAGUUGAGCAUGGAAUGCCCACUGAUAGCUAUGGAGGUGCAUGUGGAUCAACCAAUAGCGAAUAUAUCAACAAUUGUGGCUACAAUGGGGCUUAUGAGGCUCUGAAUCAGAUCUAUGGAGGACUCAGAAAGCCAAGCAGUUCUGCUGGACUAACUGGACAGUUGAUCCUGUACGAUCAGUCGGAAUAUUUUAAACUGGCUUCUGCAGGGACUUAUGGGAUGGAUACAGCUGGGUAUGUGUACAUUCCUUCCUCCUGCCAGAGUGGCACAAGAUGCAGACUACACAUUGCUUUCCAUGGCUGCCUUCAGGGAAGAGAGAAGAUUGGUGACCGUUAUGCCAGAAAUGCUGGUUACAAUCAGGUUGCAGAUUUGAAUAAUUUAAUUAUCCUGUAUCCACAAGCAAAAUCCAACUUUUCUAAUCCCAAUGGAUGCUGGGACUGGUGGGGAUUCUCAAGUUAUGCAUACGCUAAUAAGAAUGGUUACCAAAUGACUGGCGUUGAAAGAAUGAUGCUGAGAACUAUGGGUCAAUAUUAAAAUCACCAUCAACAAAUACAUCAAAUUGGAGAUGACGUGGGCAGAAUCUGCUGCUAGUGAAGAAGUGUUUAAUUUUUUUUUUGCCAUUUGCUUUGUAAAUAUAGUGACUACUUGCAAAAUUAAAA
Messenger RNA from Pelobates fuscus (common spadefoot toad), 1159 nucleotides. RefSeq names its product poly(3-hydroxybutyrate) depolymerase-like. NCBI's taxonomy places the organism in Eukaryota, Metazoa, Chordata, Amphibia, Anura, Pelobatidae. The record is from RefSeq and is a predicted model, not a curated record. The transcript is spliced from 11 exons. Bases 48 to 1034 code for a protein of 328 amino acids.